Molecule: messenger RNA, 1336 nt
Organism: Zootoca vivipara (common lizard)
Lineage: Eukaryota; Metazoa; Chordata; Lepidosauria; Squamata; Lacertidae
Source: RefSeq, a predicted model, not a curated record
AUAAUGAUAUUUGGAGCUGUGGACCUGCACAGAUAACCCCAAAGAACUCUUAUACCAUUCCUGGCCAUCUUUUAAUCUGUUGAUUUGUUGUUGUUAGCUGAGCCAGGAGAGCAAAAGGCGAACUCCGGAUUGCAAAACCACUGGGUGAUCUCUCUUGUGGCUCCACCCCCUCCAAGAGUUCUAGAAUCCUCAGAAGAUUCUGAGCAGUUGGUUUUUCAGUUUGAAGCUCUGAUUCCAAUCUGUUGAGAGGAGCAGCCACCUUUGGAUGCCAGAGCAGCUUCCAAAGUUAGCCUGCAGAAGACCCAAAACUGAUGGAUACUCUCACAGCCUCCUCUGUUUCCAGCAGGCCCUGGGUGCUCCAGUUCUUCAGAAACCUCUUUGGGAGCAGCAGGCAUGUCACGCAAGAGGGGCAAAGACCCAAGGCGAAAGAUGAAGAUAACGCCAAGAGUGAACUCCUGGACUCUCCUCUGCCCGAUAAUGGGCUUGAAGCAACCUUGCCAGGCAAAGAGCCUGAUGCCACCAAGACUUCCCCCAGUGAGAUCUGUGGGGAGUUGAUGGGCAGCUGCCCUGAAGAGCUAUCGUUGCUGAAGGAAAUAAGUCUGGGAGACACCACCCCUAUGAAUGAGAACAAACUGCCUGCUUCAUUUCACUCGACCAGGAUGGAGAUGGGAGACUCAGGUGGCUUUUCUGACCCCAUGAUAAGUGGCUUGGCCAAGGACCCAUGUGAGAAAGUUCCUGUCACGGGAGAGAAGGAAGAAGAAUCUGAUGACAGGGAGACGGUGGGAAAGGAUGAAUUUCCCCAGGUCCUAUGUGCAGAUGAUGGAGUUGCCAUGUCUGCUGGAUCCAUGACUGAUGCUAAAGGCUGUAGCGCUGAAGAGGAAAGAGAGCAUCUACUGAAAGAAGAUGUACAAGAAGAACCUCCAAAAGCAGACCUCUCUCCAUGGAACAGACUCCUCAAUAUGUACAAGCAGCGCCGGUGGCUUCCUGCUUCUAAAGUGGAUAUUCCAGUACAACCAGUUGUUGAAGAUGACUCUACAUUGGAUCUAAUGGUAUAUGGAAUUGCCACGCCCAGACCUCAUGUCUCCCUAUCAAAUCCCUCUGCAGUUGCCAGUGCUUGUGGGCUUCCUGAGAAUGAAGAUGGAGAAGUGGCUGAUGACUGUGAGACGGCACUCAGAGGCCCAGGAAGAAAUGAUGCUGGAAUUCUGGAGCACCCUAAGAAUGUGCACUGAGGAAACACUGUCGGAGUCACUUUGAGCCUACCAACUGCACCCUUCUCCACUUUGCUUGCUGGGAGGAAGAUGGUCUACUAAGGAUUGUUAUUUAUUACCCACCAGGA